Messenger RNA from Cladophialophora yegresii CBS 114405, 1323 nucleotides. RefSeq lists its product as uncharacterized. Gene Ontology annotation, biological process: 3-(3-hydroxy)phenylpropionate catabolic process. Gene Ontology annotation, molecular function: 3-(3-hydroxyphenyl)propionate hydroxylase activity; FAD binding. The transcript is spliced from 2 exons. The record is from RefSeq and is a predicted model, not a curated record. NCBI's taxonomy places the organism in Eukaryota, Fungi, Ascomycota, Eurotiomycetes, Chaetothyriales, Herpotrichiellaceae. The coding region runs from base 1 to 1323 and encodes 440 amino acids.
AUGUCGACACCACAGAAACCAUGGGCCAUCAUAGUCGGAGCCGGGCCCUCGGGUCUCCUGCUCGGUCUGAUGCUGGCGAAGCGCGGUAUCCCAGUGCAACUGAUCGACAAGUCCGACAAGCUAGACGAGCAACCCCGAGCAACACACUAUGGACCCCCAGCAAUGACUGAACUGCGGCGCGCCGGCGUGGCUGACGACCUGCGCGAGCAAGGAUUCCAGCCCGACGGCGUGUGCUGGAGGAAGCUAGACGGCACAUACCUCGCCGGGCUGAACAUGAAACUUAUGGCCGACGAUCCGGACCGCAUGGUCUGCCUGCCGCUGAACAGACUGGGCAGGAUCCUCAUGGAUCACAUUGGCCGACAGCCGACCGCGACGGUCUCGUGGAGCCACGAGGUCAAAUCGAUCGGCCAGGACGAGAACAAGGCCUGGGUCACCGUGCAGACGCCCGACGGCGAGAAGACGCUCGAGGCAGAGUAUAUCAUCGGAUGUGAUGGCGCGAACAGCCAAGUCCGUCGGUCCCUGUUCGGCGACUGGGAGUUCCCCGGCAAGACAUGGGACGAGCAGAUUGUGGCCACGAAUACAUACUACGACUUCACGCCCUACGGGUGGCAUGACUCCAACUUCAUCAUCCACCCGGAGCACUGGUUCAUGGCGGCGCGGAUCGGCAAGGACGGCCUCUGGCGCAUCACGUACGGCGAGAUCCCCGGCCUGACGACGGAGCAGCUGCGGGAACGCCUCCCCGCCAAAUUCAAGGCUUUCCUCCCCGGCCACCCAGACCCGGACCAGUACAAGGUCGUCAACUUCAGCCCCUACAAGAUCCACCAGCGUCUCGCGCCUAGCAUGCGCGUCGGCCGCUUCUGCCUCGCCGCCGACGCGGCCCACCUGUGCAACCCGUUCGGCGGGAUGGGGCUGACGGGCGGGAUUGUGGAUAUCGGCGGCCUGUACGAUUGCCUCGUAGGCAUCUAUGACGGCGUGGCCGACGACAAGAUCCUCGACCUCUACUCGCAGGUCAGGCGGCAGAAGUACUCCGAGGUGGUGGACCCGAUCUCGUCGGCCAACAUUGUCAGGCUGUUCGGGCAGGAUCCGGACAAGGCGCUGGAGAACGACGAGUUCCUCAAGACGAUCAAAAAGGCCGAGCAUGACGACAAGUUUGCCCGCGACUUCCAGGGCGCGGUCAACGUCUUGAAGCAUGAUUUCACGCAGUAUUAUAACAAGAACAAGAAAGAUCUGGACCCGGAGGCGGCACGGAGGGAUAGCCAGGUGGCGGGUGCGAAGGAGCCCGAAGUCGCCGUCAAAGUCAGCGCCGUGGGAGUGUCGGAUUGA